AUGCCUUCUUUAACUUUCAGUAUCUUUCAUCCAUUUUUGGUGGGAAAAUUUAUAUCGUACUUCAAACUCAAUCAAAGGGAAACAACAUUAAUGCAAGCUUUUGGUUAUAGUCUUGAACUUAUGGUAUUGGAAUUCGCCUACCAAUUGAUUCAAUCAUCUUACAACUUAUCAACUGCAAAUAUAAGCAUUAAAAUAAGGGUUGCCAUAUCUUCGAUUAUUUUCAGAAAAGUUCUAAAAAUUUCCAACGAGGUCCUGGGGAAGAUUAGCGUUGGGAAUGUUAUUUCUUUAAUGACAAAGGAUGUUGCUAUUGUCGAAAAAGGUUUAAAAUAUUCCAUGGAUUUUAUUAUAUGUAUAAUACAACUUUUAAUGACUUGUGUCGUGUUGUAUGUUAAUAUGGGAGCCAUAUCUUUAUCGGCAAUAUUGUUUAUGUUCCUCGUACUUGGAGUUGAAGUUUUAAUUGGUCAGUACAUUUCACACAUUAGAGUGUAUAUUGAUUACAAAACAGGAGAAAGAAUCAAAACUACAAAAGAAUGUUUGGCUUCACUUAAAGUCGUUAAAAUGCUGUCUUUGGAAAACUUUUUUCUGCAGAAAAUUUCUUACAUUAGAAGACUAGAGGUAAAUGGUAUGCUGAAAGACGCGUACGCAAAAUCGAUAAUACAAAUUUUGUGUGAAUUAUGUCCAGAUCUUAUGAUAUACAUUUUGGUGAUGUCUUACGUAUACAUGCAAGUUUAUUUGGAUGCUUCGUUGGUGUUCUAUAUCAUGUCGUGCGUUAGAUCGGUGAGAAUCAUAAUAACAUUUUUAGUUCCAGUGGCUAUCGGUGCCAUUGCUGACUUCAAAGGAGGCAUAACGAGAAUAAAUAGAAUUCUAAAUGAGGAAGAAAUGGAGGAAAAAGUUGAAGAGUUCAUCGAGAAACCGGAGUUAUCUCUAAAACAUGUUACUGUCAAAUUUGAACAAAAGGAAGUAAUUUCCAAUGCAUCGCUGGAUAUUAAGACUGGAAUAACCAGUGUUAUAGGUGGUUCUGGUUCAGGGAAAUCCACCCUUCUUCUGGCUAUUUUAAGGGAAAAUCCUUCGCAGGGAAACUUGGUAAGCAAAGGAAGAAUAUCUUACGCCAGUCAGGACCCUUGGUUGUUUCCGGGAAGCAUCAAACAAAACAUUUUGUUCGGCGAAGACUACAAGAUGAAAAGAUAUCACAAAGUGCUGAAAGUGUGUGGUUUGGAUUGGGGUUUAAUGAAUGUUCGGGACGGAGAGGAAACGUAUUUGCUAAAUGGGGGCUCAAACCUGAGCAAAGGACAACAAUCAAGAAUAAACUUAGCUAGAGCAGUUUAUAAAGAUAGCGACAUUUAUUUACUGGACGAUUGCUUAUCGUCUUUGGAUAAAAAAAUACAACGUCAGAUAAUUAACGGGAUGGUGGGCUAUUUGAAAGACAAAAUAUGCCUCAUCGUUACACAAAAUGACGAUCUUGUGAAAGCUUCAGAUUAUAUCCUCUCCCUGGAAAAUGGACAAGCUAAAUUAAUCACUAAUAACACUCUGGUAUCAAAAGAAGUAAUUAAUGAAUGUAUAGUUGGUGAUAUAGAGCAAACAACACCACAUAAAGAAAGAAAUAUAGAUGAAUGUACAGAAGAAACCAACCUAGUAAUAGAACCCAAAAACUUUUAUUCAGAAAUCCAAAAUUCAGGAAAAGUCCAACUGAAAUAUUACUUAAAGUACAUGAAAUUUGGUAGGGGUUACUUCGUAUAUAUUUUAAUAUUGCUAUUGUUUGGCGCAUCUCAAUACGCUGAAAAUAACUCUACAAAAAAUUUGACCAAACUGAUCGACAUUGAACAACAAAAGCUCACUUUUCUCGAAAAUGCCACAGCGUAUUCCAUAACUUCAGAAAAAUCAAACGAAACAACCAAAAUGUACGGGAUUUUACUGUUUUUAGCUCUUGGGUUGACAUUAAUAAAAGUUUUGCUUUUCUAUGAUUUCGCAAAAACUGUGAGCAUCAAAGUGCAUAAAAAAUUAACGUCGAAAAUAUUGAACAGCACUAUGAGAUUCAUUGAUACGCAUCUACUUGGCAGUGUUUUAAACAGAUUUUCGCAGGAUCUUAAUAAUAUAGACGAAAUUCUGCCAAUGAAUUUUCUUAAUUUUAUUAGGGCACUAAGUGGUCUUAGCGGAAUAAUUAUAUUGAUUGUGAUGGUUCACUACAAACUGAUUCUACCAAUACUGGUUUUAUCGAUAAUAUUAGCUUUGAUAUGGAAAUUUUGCAUCUCUUCCACAAGAAGUUUGAAAAGAUUGGAAACGUCCAGUAGAAGUCCAUUUAUUGGACAUAUAAAUGCAACAGUGGAUGGAAUAAAAACUAUUAGAGCUCACAAUUGCUCGAAAGUUCAAAAUAAAAUUUUCGAAGAAUAUCAUGAUUCAUACAUGUCAACUUAUUACAGCGGCAUGGUGGCAUCUCUAGGAUAUUUGUUUUAUAUGAAUAUUACUUGUUUUAUAGUUAUCUAUGCCAUCGUUUGGUCUUUUAUGUUUAUAUUGACAGGUAUUUCUGCUGGAAAUGUGGGUUUAACACUAGUAGAACUAUUUUCUAUAACUAAAAACAUAACAAUGUUGUUCAGAACAUUCACAGACUCUGAAAUGAUGAUGACAUCUUUCGAAAGAGUCAUGGAAUACACGGAAAAUGAACAGGAAAAUAAAAAUGGCGUUGAUUUUGAAGAUUUUCCCAAAGAAGCAUCGAUUAAAUUUAAAAAUGUUAGCAUGGCCUAUGACGAAAUUCAGGUUCUGAGUGAUAUAAAUUUGUCCGUUGAACCUCGGCAAAAGGUUGGAAUAAUUGGUAAAAGUGGAUCCGGAAAAUCUUCAAUGUUAUCGUUACUUAUGAGGCUGUACGAGUAUGAUGGAGACAUUUCCAUUGGCGAUAUUGAUAUAAAGAGUAUUCCUUUGGAAUCACUGCGUGGUAAUAUAGAUGUUAUUCCUCAAGACCCAGUAUUAUUUUCUUCGAGCAUGAGAGAUAAUUUGGAUCCCUUCGAACAACACACAGAUGAAAAAAUAUGGGAGGUGAUAAAAAAGUUAAACAUAACCCAUGUAGUACCAACGUUACACGACGAAAUAGACCCUGCAAAAUAUAGUGGCGGCGAAAAACAAUUGAUUUGCUUAGCCAGAGCCAUGUUGAGAAAAAGCAAAAUUUUAAUCAUGGAUGAAGCCACCGCCUACGUCGAUGUGGACAUUGAACAAUUUUUGAGAACCGUUAUUGAUCAACAUUUUCCUCAUUGCACCAUCAUUAGUAUAGCACAUAAAAUAAAUAGCCUCCAGGGUUACGAUAAAGUUUAUUUAUUGGAAAAUGGUACUUUAACUGAAUACUAUUUGUAA
Messenger RNA from Brassicogethes aeneus, 3339 nucleotides. The record is from the annotation of a GenBank genome assembly. Lineage: Eukaryota; Metazoa; Arthropoda; Insecta; Coleoptera; Nitidulidae.